AUGACGGCUGUCUGUAGUCCCUACAAGCGUUCAGGGGGGCGUGGUUGGAACUGCUACAGUAGGGGUGGACAACCGACGACCGUAACAGCUGCAGUAACCACUGCUCCUAACACCGUCACCACUGCAUCAAGUGUGUCGCUGUUACAGAACAGUAUCCUAGCGACAAGUGUCGCUACCUCGUCCAGCACCGUCCCUAUCUACUCAACGACAGCGACGCUCGGCCUGUCACCGCCUGGUCUGCGCAUGCCAUCACCCAGCAGCAUCUCCCAGUCUCUCGGACUGGGCACCACUCUGGCCUCCAACAUAACAGGGCUAGGUGGACCUCUUUCGGGAGAGAUAUCCCCACAUGGACCGGUGCCCGACGCACAUCCCACCCUAUCUCCAGCCCAGCAACUUGAUCAGUCCAUAUGCUGA
Molecule: messenger RNA, 414 nt
Organism: Branchiostoma belcheri (Belcher's lancelet)
Lineage: Eukaryota; Metazoa; Chordata; Leptocardii; Amphioxiformes; Branchiostomatidae
Exons: 4
Coding region: 1-414 (137 amino acids)
Source: RefSeq, a predicted model, not a curated record